UUCAUUUAUAUAUCAUCAAUUUGGAUCCAAAAGCUUCCCCUCAAUAGAAUGAAUAAACCCAAAAUCUCCUCGAAUCAGAGCGAGGAAGAGGCCAUGGAUGCGAGCAACCACGCCGACGAGUUCAAUCCUACAACAAACUGGAAUCUCGCCGUCGGUUCUCUCACAGACUCCAUCUCCUUUGAGUCCUCCUUCACCGCCGUCGAUCAUGUCGCCAAGUCCCCGCUACUUCUACUCCCUCCGGUUCCGGUUCCCAACGGCGAGCCUUGUGAAAUUACAAUAACAUUUGCACAAGAGCAUGAAUUAAGGCAAGUUUAUAUUCGAAGUAGUGCACGAGUAUACGAAGUGUAUUACACGAAAAAGCGGCGUCAUGGCGAUAAGGAAUACUUGUGUACAGUUCGAUGUGGUGUUGCAGUGAGAGAUGAACAAGUUCUUCUGAUUCCUUUUACUGACUCAGAUGAUUCUAAUAAGGGUUCGAUGGUAAAAUAUAAUAAUGGUAAUGGACGAACGAGCAAAGAUGAUUGGGUUGAAGUGAAAGCGGGUGAUGAUUCUCUCUUGAAUGAUGCAAAAGGUCUGAUUCCAAUGUUACAGUUAGGGAAACAGGAUUUUUAUGAAGCUACUGCGGAGAUCAAUGAUGCGGAACCUUGCACUUCGAUUACACUCCGUCUUCUCUCUCUUCAGGAUAAAAGAUGUGCACUUGUUGAUCAAGUGUAUGUGUUUGCUGAUCCAAGUGAGUCAGAAGCAAGUGGAGCAGGAAUUUCAUCCACUAGUUCCUUGAUGGCUAUGUUUAUGCCCGCUAUUUUGCAGCUCUCUCGAGGAAAAGAACAAGUUUCUUCUGACAAGUCCAACAGCACUAACCCAUCAACUUUAGGAUACUCAAAUGACUCUGAUAAGAUCGUGAAUGAUAUUCACCAGGAGAUAAAUUUCAGCAAAGGUGAUCAAAUGGGAGUGAGCCCACCUCCAGUUUUUGUUGAUACUCUUUCAAAGCACCGAGUCUCUGGAGAAGAAAUCAGGCCUGCUAAUAUGGAGACUAUCCUGUAUGAUCUUGUUAACAAGGUUAGCAGAAUAGAAACUAUCCUGACAAGAUUUGAAGAUCAAAUGUUGAAACCUAUCAACAGUAUUGAUGCAAGGCUCCAGCUAGUCGAGAAGAAACUCCAACAGCUAGGAAACAAACCAUUUGAUUCUGAAUUGGUUUGUCAAACGAGAAUACCCAAUCCAGAUGCUCUGGGCAAUGCCAAUGAUACACAUAAAAUUCCUGAUACCCAUGAGUUGGAUCGAUUCUCUCAUAAUCCAAUAUUGGUUUCUUGUACAAAAUUACUUGUCCCUGUUGAAGAUGGUGCGGUUGUACUACCAAAUAACAGAUUGGAACAGCUGGAGUUUGAGAAUAGCUCAAACUCAAACUCAGGAAAUGAGAUCAGUAAUGAGGAGGUUGGUCAUUCUUUUGAAGAGAAACCAAAACGUUCCUUGUCUAUAAAUGAUGCUUUAGCAUCUGCACUUGCUGGAUUCUUGUCUUCACAUUCGAUCGCCGAUGGAAAAUACAGCAAAGCCCUCCUAGUUACAGCCCCAGAAUUUUUAUAUGAAGAUGAUGAGGAGGAGAUAGAAGAGAAACCUCAGACGAGUGGCCAUCCAGACAAAAGCCAAGUUCCAGCACAGGAGUUGGAAAACACGCACUCUACCUUGGGGAGCCCAACUUCUUCACAGGAAGAGCCUGAAAUUACUCCAUGUAUCAAAGAUGAUGGUUCUCAGGAAAUGAUAUAUGGAGUUUCUAAAAAACUGGAUGAUAGUUUUGGAGGGGAUGAGGAGGAAGCUGAGACGGUGGUUAGCAUCAGGGACAAUGCUUUAGAUGAAGAGAUGUUUACAUCAAGCACUAAAGCUGAUUGUUACACAGAAAAGGACAACCACAGGGAUUCCGAUUCCUUGAUACACGAGCUCAAGAAUCCAAAUGUAACUACUGCAAAAUGCAAAGGAGAGCCUGGAAUGGAUGAUGUCUUGAAGAGUGUUUUCGGUCUUCAACCGACUACUUCUUCAGUCGAUUUCCUAACUCCAGUCCUGGAUGUGAAAUUUAGUUCAGAGAGUCAAGACUCAGAUAGCAAAAGUUUCUUUGAGGCACUCUUCACAGAAGAUUCCAAGACUGAUGUAGAUUGCAAGAACGAAGCUUAUGAUGAUGAUAACUUAGUCUCAGUGGAAGAUGAAGAACUCAAAGGACCACCAACAGAUACCCUUUCGUCUGUGGAGAUGGAUCACUAUGAGACGAAUGAAAUGCAUCUACACUUGAAUGAUGAAAUAUCAGAAGCAAGUCUGAUAUAACGGAGAAAGUAAAUGCCCGCAUUUUCCUGAUAAAUACAUUCUGAGGUUUUUGCUCUGUUGCAGUCUAGAGGCUAGUGUUGAAAGAAGUUGUAAGGUUUAAUGAUACUAGGGGAUGAUUGAACUCUGGUGGAUUAUUA
Camelina sativa (false flax) is the source of this 2441-nucleotide messenger RNA. RefSeq lists its product as uncharacterized. The record is from RefSeq and is a predicted model, not a curated record. Lineage: Eukaryota; Viridiplantae; Streptophyta; Magnoliopsida; Brassicales; Brassicaceae.